Pelobates fuscus (common spadefoot toad) is the source of this 2648-nucleotide messenger RNA. RefSeq names its product gastrula zinc finger protein XlCGF26.1-like. Bases 219 to 2093 code for a protein of 624 amino acids. The record is from RefSeq and is a predicted model, not a curated record. NCBI's taxonomy places the organism in Eukaryota, Metazoa, Chordata, Amphibia, Anura, Pelobatidae. The transcript is spliced from 3 exons.
ACAAAUUUGUGAUAAAUCCUGGACAGCAUGUUAAUCACAGCAGCAGUGUUCAUGCGUCUGAAAAAUCCAAUAGGACCCAGAGCCCUAACACAGUUCCUUCACCUCACUCACUUGACAGAGACAAUGAUAAGAAGAUCCUGGAACUGACCAAUAAGAUCAUCCACCUGCUGACUGGAGAGGUUCCUAUAAGGUGUGAGGAUAUCACGGCCUGUUUCUCCAUGGAUGAGUGGGAGUAUUUAGAAGGACACAAUGAUCUUUACAUAGACGUCAUGAUGGAGAAUCACCAGACACUCGGCUCACCGGAAGAUACAUGUACAUCAGAUGGAUUACCCAAUUCUGGUUCUUUGUCUGACUUUAAAACCAGUGAAUCUGGACAUAUUAACAAAUUUAGGAAACUCAUCAAAACAAAGAAAAAAAAGACUGAAUCUAUAGUAAAUGGCACCAAAGAAUCCCUAUCUAUUGAACAAAAUUGCCCAAAUAUUGACACUCAUACUCCCACAGAAUGUUCACAAACAGGAUAUGUGUCUACUCAUACUGCACAGGAAUCAGCCUCAUGUGAAGGAUAUCUUGCAGACGCUGACAUGUAUACAAGCACAGAACAUACACAGAGAAGAUAUCCACUUAACCAUAUUAAAGAAGAAUCAUCAGCAUGUGAAACCAGAGCCACCACUGAUGUAUAUACACCCACAAGUGGUAAACAAAUAGACUAUGCUUCAAAGUAUGAAACCAGAUCACACAAAAAAGGAAACCUCAGAGUCAAUGACAUUGAUAGAACCACAGGAUAUAUAAAUGAGGUAUCCGCAGUCUGCAAAAUAAGUGUCACAGAAAAUCACAAUUAUAUUCCUCCAGAACCUUCAAAGACAGAGGAUGUGUUUGGUUAUAAUGCCUGUAACCUAAACUCACCUGGAAAAUGUAAGAUAUUGUUAAAAGAAUGUAGAAAAACUGAUAAAAAUAUUAAUCGUAAAUAUCUCAACAACAAAGAGGCAAUAUCCCACAGGUCUGAGCGUCCGAAAGGUUUUAAUGGUAACUCAAAGCAUGUUCUUUAUCAGUCCACUCUCACAAGAAAUGAGAUUGCUGCAUCUGAAAUGGAGAACGUUUUUCACACAUCUGACUUAACUAAACAUGUGCCAAAUAACAAACAAGAUAAACCAUUUCCAUGUUCUGAAUGUAGGAAAUAUUUUAGUGUAAAACGCAAUCUUGCUAAGCAUCAGACUAUUCAUAUAGGGUUAAAGCCAUUUAAAUGCACUGAAUGUGGCAAAUGUUUUAGGCUAAAGCAAAGUCUCACUAUGCAUCGGAGAAUUCACACAGGAGAAAAACCGUUUGAAUGUUCUGAAUGUGGAAAAUGUUUUGGUAGAAAAGAUGAUCUUAUUAAGCAUCAGAGAAUUCACAAAAGUGAAAAACCGUUUAAAUGCUCUGAUUGUGGCAAAUGUUUUAGGCUUAAGCACAGUCUCAAUGUGCACCGUAAGAUUCACUCAGAAGAGAAACCAUUUGAGUGCUCUGAAUGUGGUAAAUGUUUUAGGCUAAAGCCCAGUCUCAUGGUGCAUCAAAGGAUUCACACAGGAGAAAGAUCAUUUAAAUGUUCUGAAUGUAUGAAAUGUUUUGGGAGAAAGGAUGAACUUGUUAAGCAUCAUAGAAUUCACACAGAAGAAAAAACAUUUGAGUGCUCUGAAUGUGGCAAAUGUUUUAGGCUAAAACCCAGUCUCACAGUGCAUCGGAGGAUUCACACAGGAGAAAGACCAUUUGAAUGUGGCAAAUGUUUUAAGUGCUUUAAAAGAAAAGAUGAACUUAUUAAGCAUCAGAGAAUUCACAAAAGUGAAAGACCAUUUAAAUGUGCUGAAUGUGGGAAAUGUUUUAAGGUUAAGCACAGUCUUACUGAGCAUCAGAGGAUUCACACAGAAGAAAAACCAUUUGAGUGUUCUGAAUGUGGCAAAUGUUUCCGCCAAAAAGGAACUCUAGCUUCACAUGCAUUAAUUCAUACAGGAGAAAAAACAUUUAAAUGCUCCGAAUGUGGGAAAUGUUAUAGGCUAAAGUAUAUUCUUAUGAGGCAUCAGAAGGUUCACAAAACAGAAAACAGGCCUAAAUGGAUUCUAUAGGCACCCAGGCCACUUCUUUAUCUCUACCAGUUUUCAGCAAUAAAUGAAGGCAGUGUUUACAUAAUGCCUUGGGACACCUCCAGUGGCUGUCAUGGAGGCGCUGAACAUUCCCCACACAGAUGCAUUGAUUCGAUGCAUCUCUAUGAGGAGAUGCCGAUUGGCCAUGGUGUCUAAAGCAUUGGAUUGACUGAGAUUGUCAACUUUCCUGAUCUCAGCCAAUUCGGACCCACUCCGCUCUAGAAUAAAGGUGUGCAAACUCCCCUUUUACAUUAGUGACAGGGUGGCUGAGCAGCUACGUGAUUAUAUUACAGCUAUAGUGACAGGGAUGCAUGUUUGUAUUCCUGUCACUAUAGUGUUACUUUAAGCCAAAGAUGGUAACCCAGAAAAUCUGUCCGCCAAUGUAUAACAAUUCAAAUCCGUAAAGAGAGAAUAGUCAGCAGAUUAAGCUAUAGAUCAUCAUGUUGUAACAGUCCAAGGGGGUAAGGAAACUGGAUCCAGAGGUGAGUAGAAUGAGAAGCUAAACAGUUGAAUAUGAGAUGGGUAGCUAUCCCGUCU